AUGGAGAAAGAUAUGGAGAAAGUCAUGGAUCCUGAAAAGUCGCAAGACCCUUUCGGUGCUGGGGAAGAAGUCGGUGGGGUGCGCUACAGGACUAUGAAAUGGUGGAACUGUGCAGUUUUGAUGAUUGCUCAGUCCGUCUCAUUGGGAGUUCUCUCGCUCCCAUCGUCCAUGGCAACCUUGGGCUUGGUCCCUGGCUGUAUUAUUAUCAUUGGAAUUGGAGCUUUGACGACCUAUACUGGAUAUGUCGUCGGCCAAUUUAAGUUGCGAUACCCCCAGGUCCACAACAUGUCGGACGCUUCGGAGAUUUUAUUUGGCGCUUGGGGUCGUGAGAUCUUCGGUGUUGCCCAGAUCCUUUGUUUCAUCUUUCUUAUGGGCGCUCAUAUCUUGACUUUCUCUAUUAUGAUGAAUGAUCUUACGAACCACGGUGCCUGCACUAUCAUUUUUUGCUUGGUUGGAGCCAUUCUCUGCUUCAUGCUCACCUUGUCAAGGCGCUUAGAGGAAGUUUCAUAUCUGGGCAUCAUCUCUUCUCUAUCGGUUUUCACCGCUGUGAUGAUCACUAUGAUCGCCAUUGGUAUUGAAAGACCUAAUCCUGUAGCAUACGCUACAACUCACCCAACUCUUAUCAAUGGCUUCUCGGCUACUCUGAACAUUGUCCUUGCCUAUUCCGGCCAUAUGUCAUUCUUCAGUUUCCAAUCUGAGCUGAUUGAUCCAACUGACUACCCCAAGGCGCUAAUAGCCUUCCAAGCAACAGACACAACUCUCUACAUUAUUACUGCCCUUGUGAUUUACCGAUAUGCUGGGCCGGGUGUCCUUAGCCCUGCCCUUCUGAGUGCGAGCGAAGUUGUCUCAAAGGUAGCCUUUGGCAUCUCUAUUGGCACAAUUGUCAUUGCUGGUGUGGUCAUUUGCCACGUCGGUGCAAAGUGCAUUUACGUGCGACUCUUCCGUGGGACCCACAAAAUGAACGAAAAAUCUUUCCGUUCAUACGGUACUUGGGUGCUCAUUACUUUCCUGAUGUGGGCCAUUGCAUGGUUGAUUGCAAACGCGAUCCCCGUGUUCAACGACUUGCUCAACAUGAUUGCGGCGGCGUUCUGUAGUUGGUUCUCGUUCGGCUUAGAGGGCCUCUUCUGGCUGCAUAUGAACCGAGGACAGUACUUUUCUAGCAAGCGCAAGAUCGCUUUAACGGUACUUAAUGUCUUUCUUGUCGCUCUUUGUUGUCUAAUUUGCGGAAUGGGUCUUUGGGCUACGGGGACAAGUAUUCGUAUCAAUGCGCAAACUGCACAUAAGCCUUUCUCCUGCGCAUCCAAUGCCUAG
Molecule: messenger RNA, 1311 nt
Organism: Penicillium angulare
Lineage: Eukaryota; Fungi; Ascomycota; Eurotiomycetes; Eurotiales; Aspergillaceae
Product: Amino acid transporter transmembrane
Exons: 6
Coding region: 1-1311 (436 amino acids)
Biological process (GO): amino acid transmembrane transport
Cellular component (GO): vacuolar membrane
Molecular function (GO): amino acid transmembrane transporter activity
Source: RefSeq, a predicted model, not a curated record